Messenger RNA from Pangasianodon hypophthalmus (striped catfish), 10225 nucleotides. RefSeq names its product RPTOR independent companion of MTOR, complex 2b (gene rictorb). The coding region runs from base 83 to 5209 and encodes 1708 amino acids. The record is from RefSeq and is a predicted model, not a curated record. Gene Ontology annotation, molecular function: protein serine/threonine kinase activator activity. Lineage: Eukaryota; Metazoa; Chordata; Actinopteri; Siluriformes; Pangasiidae. Gene Ontology annotation, biological process: positive regulation of phosphatidylinositol 3-kinase/protein kinase B signal transduction; TORC2 signaling. The transcript is spliced from 38 exons. Gene Ontology annotation, cellular component: TORC2 complex.
CCUGAACAGUUCUCGCGCCGCUCGCGUUCCAUUCUCGCGAUAUGUCGCGGUGUUUCCGGUGUUGUGAAUUGUCUCUGGAAAGAUGGCGGUUAGCAUCCGAGCUCGUCCUAUCCGAAGUAUACGGAUGCGAGGUCGGAAUGACAGCGGGGAGGAAAAUGUACCACUGGAUCUCAGCAGAGACCCUAAAGACAACCUGCGAGAGAUUCUCCAAAAUGUGGCCAAGCAGCAGGGUGUCUCCAAUAUGCGCAAACUGGGUCACCUCAACAACUUCAUUAAGCUCCUUUGCAACGUCGGCCAUUCAGAAGAGAAGUUUGGCUUUACCUAUGAUGAGAUCAUCAUCUGCCUCCGAUUGGCUCUGCUUAAUGAAGCGAAGGAGGUGCGAGCUGCAGGGCUACGAGCUCUCCGCUACCUGAUCAGAGACAGCACCAUCCUCCAGAAGGUCCUCCACUUCCAGGUGGAUUACCUGAUUUCCAGGUGCAUUGACAUUCAGCAGAGUAAUGAGGUGGAGCGAACUCAGGCACUUCGGCUAGUGAGGAAGAUGAUCACUGUGAAUGCUCAGCUCUUCCCAAGCUCCAUCACUAACUCCCUCAUCGCCGUGGGCAACGAUGGCAUACAGGAGCGAGACCGCAUGGUGCGCGCCUGCAUCGCCAUCAUAUGUGAACUCGCACUGAAGAACCCGGAGAUCGUGGCUCGGCGUGGUGGACUCAAAACCAUCCUAAAGAAUGUGAUUGACUGCCAACUCAGCCGCAUCAACGAGGCUCUGAUGACCACCAUCCUGCACCUACUGAAUCACCCUCACACACGGCAGUACGUGCGCUCAGACGUGGAGCUGGAGCAAAUCCUGGCACCUUACACAGACUUCCACUACAGACACAAUCCGGAUACGGCAGAGGCACAGCUCAAGGAGGACAGAGAGGCUCGUUUUCUGGCUAGUAAGAUGUCCAUCGUUGCUUCCUUUCGCUCUUGGUCUGGCAUCAUUAACCUCUGCAAGUCAGGCAGCUCCGGCAUCCAGUCCCUCAUCGGUCUUCUCUGUAUACCGAAUAUGGAAGUGAGGAAAGGCCUUCUUGACGUGCUGUAUGACAUUUUCCGACUCCCCGUUCCUGUAGUUACACAAGACUUCAUUGAAGCGCUUCUUAGCGUUGAUCCCAGUAGAUUUCAGGACAGUUGGAGGCUGUCAGAUGGCUUCGUGGCCUCGGAAGCCAAAAUUAUCCUCCCUCAUCGGGCACGGUCGAGGCCUGACCUGAUGGAUAACUACCUUGCACUUGUACUGUCUGCCUUCAUCAAUAGUGGACUUUUAGAGGGGUUGGUGGAAGUCGUGACUAGCAGUGAUGAUAACAUUUCAGUAUGCGCCACCAUCCUCCUCGGAGAACUCUUGCACAUGGCCAAUACCAUCCUCCCUCACUCCCACAGCCAUCACCUGCACUGCCUGCCCACUCUGAUGAACAUGGCAGCCUCGUUUGACAUCCCUCAGGAGAAGCGGCUACGUGCGAGUGCUGCAGUGAACUACCUGAAGCGCUUCCACGAGAAGAAGAAGCGAGGCCCCAAACCCAACAGCCUUUACCUGGAUCACAUCAUCCGCAAGUCAGCUGCAGCCCAGUACUGUCGAGACCAGCACCUACGGCCCCAGAAGGACAUCUACGUCAUUAAGGACACUGAGGAGGCUCUGAUGAUGAAUCUCAGAGACAGUCACAUUCUCAAUCACAAGCAGAACCUAGAUUGGAACUGGGUUCUUAUCGGUACAAUACUAAAGUGGCCAAAUGUCAACCUGCGCAACAACAAAGAUGAACAAAUGCACAAGUUUGUACGGAGGCUCCUGUUCUUCUACAAACCCAGCAGUAAGCUGUACGCCAGCCUGGAGCUGGACCACAGCAAAGCCAAACAGCUGACUGUCGUUGGCUGCCAGUUCAUCGAGUUCCUGCUGGAAUCAGAUGAGGAUGGCCAGGUUUACCUGGAGGACCUGGUGAAGGACAUUGUGCAGUGGCUGUCAUCAUCCUCUGGGCUCAAACCAGACCGUAGCCUACAGAGCAACGGUCUCCUCAACACCCUCAGCCAGCAUUACUUCCUCUUCCUGGGUACUCUCUCUGCCCACCCGAGCGGCGUUAAGUUGCUGGAGAAAUGCAGUGUCUUCCAGUGCCUGCUGAACCUGUGCUCCCUGAAGAAUCAGGACCAUCUACUGAAACUGACUGUAUCCACACUGGACUACAGCCGAGACGGCUUAGCGCGAGUCAUCCUCUCCAAAAUCCUCACUGCUGCGACUGAUAAUUGUAGGCUGUAUGCUACCAAGCACCUGCGUGUGUUACUGCGUGCCAACGUGGAGUUCUUCAGCAACUGGGGCAUCGAGCUGCUGGUCACUCAGCUCCACGACCGCAACAAGACCAUCUCCAUAGAGGCCCUGGACAUACUGGACGAGGCCUGUGAGGACAAGGCAAAUCUUCAUGCACUGAUUCAGCUGAAGCCGGCACUGACUCACCUCGGGGACAAGGGUGUGCUCUUGCUUUUGAGGUUCUUGUCCAUUCCAAAAGGUUUUUCCUACCUCAAUGAGAGAGGCUACGUCACUAAGCAGCUGGAGAAAUGGCAGAAGGAAUAUAACCUCAAGUAUGUGGAUCUAAUAGAGGAGCAGUUAAAUGAGGCUCUUACCACAUACCGCAAACCAGUCGAUGGGGAUAACUACGUACGACGGAGCAACCAAAGGUUGCAAAGGCCAAAUGUCUAUCUUCCUGUGCAUUUAUAUGGUCAGCUUGUGCAUGACAAGACAGGCUGCCAUCUCCUAGAAGCUCAGAAUAUCGUACCUGACCUAAGCUACACUGUGCGAUCCCCAGUGCUGGACACAUGGGAAGGCAUCAAACAACUUAAAGCUGCUCUCUGGGCCUUGGGUAAUAUUGGCACGUCCAACUGGGGUCUGAACCUGCUACAAGAGGAGAAUGUGAUUCCAGACAUUGUGGCUCUGGCCCACCACUGUGAGGUUCUCUCCAUCCGGGGUACAUGUCUGUAUGUACUGGGUCUAAUCUCCAAAACAAAGCAGGGCUGUGAGCUGCUGAAGCUGCAGGGCUGGGACGCGGUUCGACACAGUCGUAGACAGCAGUGGCCCGUGGUGCCUGAUGAGGUGGAGCAGCAGCCCCCGCCUCCACCCACCCUGCUCUCAUCAGUGCCCAGUACCCUCAGCCUCAACUCUGAGUCCACCAGCUCUAGACACAACAGCGAAAGUGACUCCACCCAGCCCAGCAUGUACAUCCUAGAUGAUGAUAAAGAUGGCUCCGAGUUGUCUGAGGAGCAGUCACUGUACAUCAGGCCCAAGCUGCUGAAGGACCGCAGCCCCUUCACAAUCCUGGCAUCCAGCCGCUUUGUGCGCAACCGUUUCAUCAUCUCUUUCUCCGGAAAGAAGCCGCGCAGCACUAGUGACCCUAAAGGUAGCAGCAGCAGCGGCAGCAGUCAUAAGCUAAGUGGAGAGCCCAAGCUGGGAGGCCUGAGGAGGAACCGCACAGUAACAGAACCCUCUGUUUACUCCCCAGGUCAGGGGGAUGUGUUCAGCCCGGUGUUUCCUGACCUGUCCAAGAGCCCGUCAGUCACCCUGGAGACCUCAUUCAUAGGGAGUAAAGGGGAUGAGCAGCAGGAUGGCAUUGGGGAGACGGAGUCACGUCUGCCACGGGUCACAGAGCGCAACAUGGCAGGCGGAGACAUGCAGCGUGAGCAGACCAGUCGUGAGAGGCUGGCAGGUGAUGGACCUACCUCUGGAGGCGGGGCUCAGUUCAAGAGCCGAAGCCAAAGCUUCAACACGGACACGACGACCAGCGGAAUCAGCUCUAUGAGCUCCAGCCCAUCCAGAGAGACGGCAGCAGGCACCACAGACUCGUCCGCCAUCGACACGGACUGUGUCAGCCUGAGCACGGUCGUCAGUGCACAGACCAUCCGGACCCUACACUCACUCACCCCCCAGUCCAAUCACCUCCCCCUUUCCAAAUCCAACUCAGUGCUGCUGGUUCCACCAGGCUCAUCUCACACUCUGCCACGCCGGGCGCAAUCUCUCAAAUCGCCCUCUGUCACCACCAUCACCAGCCUGACGGACUGCAGCUUCAUGUACACAAGCCCCAGGGACGCACUGGGCUAUGCUACGCUCAAGAGGCUUCAGCAGCAGCGCAUCCACCCAUCCCUCUCCCACAGUGAGGCGCUGGCUUCCCCCGCCAAGGACGUGCUCUUCACCGACACCAUCACCAUGAAAGCUGGCAGCCUGGACUCCAGGCUCACACCGAGAAGGUUCCUGAAGGCACUGAGCUUUGCGUCUUUGGAUAAGGAGGACUUGUUGAGCCCCAUCAGUCAGACGACUCUGCAGCGCUCCUCGUCUGUGCGCUCCAUGGUGUCCAGCGCCACCUUUGGCUGUUCGGAUGACUACAUUGGCCUCGCUUUACCCGUGGACAUCAACAACAUGUUCCAAAUAAAAGAGACUCCAUAUUUCCAGAAGAGGACUAGCCCACCUUCAGAGGACAGAUCUGCUAAGUUCUUCUCUGGAGAUUCUGAUGGUUCUGAUGGCUCACGGCACGGCGUACUGAAGUCUCAGCUCAGCAUUACAGAGCUGAUGGCAGUGAGCCGAGCAGAUCAGCAGCAGCUGCUGGGCUCAGAGGAGACGGGUCUGCAGGAACACACAGAGGAGAACUGCCUCUACUGCGUGGGCUGCAAAGUGCUGGGCUAUAACACGCACACCCCCACGCAAAGCCGUUCAGAAUUUGCUGAUGCUCCAUACUCAGAGUGGUGCAGUCAGCCUGUGCACAACCACCUUGAGGUCAUGCCCCACUCCAAGUUCUCCGGAGUGUCUGGGUGUAGUGACGCUGUGUCUCAGGGCUCUGCCGGGAGCACCCGUAGCACAGAGCUGGUUCUAGGAGUUAAGACCAUUCCAGAAGACGCUCCAGCCUGCAGAGUUCUGCUGAGGAAAGAGGUGCUGCGUCUGGUCAUCAACCUCAGCUCAUCAGUAGGAACCAAAGGCCAUGAGACAGGAUUGCUCACGAUCAAGGAAAAGUUUCCAUAUGCGUUUGAUGACAUCUGCUUAUACUCUGAAGUGUCCCACCUGCUGGCUCACUGCAUGUUCAGACUCGCCUCUCGACGCUUUAUCCAGGAGCUGUUCCAAGACGUUCAAUUUAUUCCGCUUUAUGAGGAAGCCGAGAGCAUUUUGUCGAUGCCGUCAAAAUCUGUCACUGUAAAUUGUCCACCAGAGUCCUGAUAUUGUAAAGCCCGUGCUUGCUGUUCCCCCACCCACCCUUCUCCACCCAGACCUCCUCAUUCAUUUUCGCCUGGCCUGGCUGAGACUUUAUGGAAGAUGGAGGCAAUAAGAGGUAACGUGGGAAUAUGGAGCAGGUGGAGAGAAGAGACAAAAACGAUAGAAGGCUGAAAGAGCGUCUGAAGAGGCAUUUGUAGAACGUGUCUGUGGAGAAAAAAAGAAUCGGUACGGCGCAUUUAAGAAAAGAUCAACGGAAACAUACUGCCUGAACAAAACACAAAAAAAAAGCCUGAAAUCAAGACAGAAAUCUGUUUAAACUCCGGCAGUUGGAGUUACAACCAAAAUAUAGCUUUUGACUGACAGUUAUGUGUGUAAAAGCACUGACAGUGUGGUGACAGUAAGAAAACAAAAAUCCACCGAAAGCUGUACAAGAUGCUGAUUUUUUUUUUUUUUUUUUUUUUUUUUAAUUUCUGUCUCAGUUCUGCACAGUCAUCAUGAACGCAUUCAGAUAUGGACUGAAAUAACAAACGCAUGUUUGCUCUUCUUCCCUCUGGAUCCCUCAAGUUUUGAUUUUUAACACUACAAGAUUGUGGUUUGUAUCACUAACUUAAUCCAUGUAUAUAAAGAAAUAAGCAGCGAGCCUGUAAUUGACUUAUUCAUCCAGAGAAAGCCUCAGUUUUUGAUCCACACCCACACGCCCACAUGUGAGACAAUCAUCAGUUAAAGACCCAACCAUCUGUAUGGCAGUAACCACCUUAUCAUUUCUGCUACAUAUUAGGGAUUUAUCUGUUCUGAAGCACUGAAUUAUGAUUCAUAUUUAAGCUUAAACAUGCUCCUCUCACCCACAGUCUGGAUGUUUCUGGGAUAAUUUGAUGUAACAUUAGCAAAAUCAGUUCUUAAUUCACUGGACAAGAUAUGACAAACAUUGUGAAACAAUGUUCCAAAUAUGUUUUCCAGGUAAGGCUGCUUAUUUUCAUCCUUUCCUUUUCAUCCAUUCACUAGGCAUCAGUUCUGCUUUGACUGGCUAGUUUACAGCUACAUCUCUCAUGUAGGUCACUCUGUAGGUGUGCAGUUACUGACUGAAGCCUGUCCCCUCCAUAUUUAUAUAUUACAGGGUUUUUAAAUGCUGCAGUGUCACUGCUGGAUUGAGAAAUACUCCACCAACCAAAAAUCUCCAUCAGUGCUGUAGUCUGAAACUGACCCUGAUGAAGGCGUUGUUAGGAAUACUUACUAGGAGAAUAAUCAACAGUGAGGUGGUGUGAUGAGGCCUGACGUGAAGCAGGGUUACUGUUACCACCUUAGAGAUGUUUAUUUCCCUAUAACGAGAAUGAAACAGAAAAAAAUGAUUCCUCUUAUACCACAGCAUAUUUUUUAUUAAUCGAAGAAUGACAUUUCCAUGUUUUAUCCUUGCCAUGUUAUAGUGUAAACUAUCCUGUUCUGAUCUCUGUCCCGAAGACUUUCUCAUGCCAGAAAACUUUAAGUAAUAGCUUUAAUAACUUUACCUCUGACUGUUACAAAGUGCUGACACUGGAGACUCCUUCCAUAAAUGUUAAAGAAACAUCCCCUUACAGAAAACAUCACCAUUUCAAUGAUUACAAGUUUUUAAUGCGAUUAUGGAUUUGUGAUCAUGUAUUUUAUAUAGAAACCUGAGAUUUUCAGCUGCUGUUAUAGAAAAUUUAUCAGCACCUUCCGACCAAUCAGAUGCGAGAAUUUAACAGGGCUGUUAAAAAAAUAAAAAAAGACGAGCUUUAGCCUCUAACUGAAUACCUACAAGGUGACCAACAAGCUAGGAGUGUGUAAUAAAGUGGCACAAUGUAAUGUAUUUUAAAGUAUUAGCACAUUUAGGAGUUUACUGCUGUACUGAGUCUCCUCACAAAACCACUGUGACAGUUGAGACAGGAGCUCCCUAACUGCAUGUUUAAUAUCGUUUGACAGUCUGCUUCCUUAUAAAUCCUGAUUGUAUCAACUGUCAGACGACUGCGUUUCCAGCUCUACUACUUUAAAAUUCAUUUGAAAGAUUAAAAAUGUCAGUAAUAAUAUCAGAAAGGAGUUCAAAAUUCAAGCAAAUUCAGUGCAAUUUACUGCUGCCACAUUCAUCCAAAGUGACUUGGGCGCAUUCACACCUAUUAGUCUGUGUGCCGAGUCUGAAUCAGAGUGAGGUUCAUACUGCUGGUUUGUUUGCUGUUUUCAACGAACUUUAAUGAACCAAAAAGCAAAUAGAAAAUGUCAUCCGAGGGGAGUGUUGGGCUGAAGCCUUCCCCGUAAAACUCAUUCGUUGAUCAGAAAUACAGGUGACAAAAAAGUGAACAAACAUUUACCCAUUACACACAGAAGUCACAAGCCAGUGCAAAGUAAAUGAUAAAGUACUUAUAUAAAUAACUAGUUUAAAACAGUUCUGAUAUCACAUCCAAUGUUUAUUUUCUCUUUGUGUUUGGCAAACCAAAUCUACAGAACAUGUGGCAUUUCUGCGGCUCUAUAGCUCUUUAUUCAGUUCCUGCAGUCGGGUCAGUUCAGAGUCCGAUCUCUUUCUCACUAGAGUUCACUUGGACCUUGCUCUGAUGCUCUUGGACCCGAGUGUAAUUCUCACCUGUGUAAAGAACUGCCCUUAAGGGAGAACACAUUAGGGGGCUGUUCAAACUGAUUAAACACUGCAAAUGUGAACGUGCCCUUUAAAUUGAGCAGUCAUGGGCAGAAGGUUUUGUCUAAGGACCUAACGGCUGCUUUCUGGCUUCCAAUCUUGCUAACUGAGCCACCUGUUGUUUUAGGACGUUCCAUCUCAGUUUUGUGAGGAGACUCAGUCACAGUAAACUUUCAUACAGGUCAGACAUUCAGGAUGCACAGCAACAAACGAUCAGCAAUUUAACAAUGACUAGAUGAUGGAUUUGCUUGCUUUUGGGGAAAAAAGAAGCAGGUGAAAAAAAACACCAUCUACUGAAGCUUCACUGCUUCACUCUGAGGAGAAGGUUAAGGGUUUUUCCCAAAUCUCACUUCUGGUCACUGUCUUGGAACAUUUCUGUCCACUAUCAUCAGAUGUAAUCAAUAAUAAGUGCAUGUUUGGUGUCCAAAUUUUGUUUCAUUAUUUUUGCAUUAUAGCGAUGAGGCGAAUGUAGCUAAAGGAGGUCCAUAAGUACCAAAUAGCAUCAUGCAGACUUGCUACUCAGCCGUGACCCUGACUGCGAUUGAAAGAUAAACAACAGGAAACACAAUUAAAUUUGUAUAUUCUAAUUGACUAAUGUACAGCAGAGAGAAGUGUAUGCAUGUCUUUUUUCUUCAUUCCCUCUCCCACUAAAUCCUUCAAAAAAACCCAACAGUUCAAAACCAUCUUCCAGCUCUACUCUCUUCCAAAAGUAUAAAAUGGUCUGAUACAUUUCUAUUGAUUAACUUUAGCUGAAAACAAUUAGACUUUUCUGACACGCACCUACACUCUUAAGGAACUUUCCAUUCUAGCACCCGUAAAGUGGUUCUAUCAGUUUGUCACACUGGCAGAACCCUUAAAGGUUCUAUGUGUCCUUCAACAUGGAGUUUUUCUGUGUAAAAGGGUGCCAAGGAAGAUAAAAGAACUCUUAACUAACCAAAAAACCCUCAAGUUUUGUCUGAGUGUUUUUUGGAAUAAUAAGCUAUAAUGUGAGAUGAUGAUGAUGAUGAUGAUGAUGCAGAUGAUGCAGCGUUUGCUAGGUUAACUCCAAUGCUUCCCCACCAUCUGAACAUCUUUAAUCAUUACUUUCAAUGCUCUGAGCUUUUUGCUUUAAAGGGAUAGUUUGGCAAACAUAAUGGAUGAGCCAUGAGACAUGUUUGGCCCCAAAGUUUACUAUAGUUUUGGUCAUGGACAGAAUAUGCAAUAUAAAAAUUCAUAAUGGAACUAUGUACACUUCUGUUUUCAAACUUUGUGACACAGGGCUUAGGGAAAUUAUUGCAUAGUUGUCCAAGAUGGUCACCUCCAUAACAGUUCUGUGUUCAGCUACACUGUGAAGUUUCGUUCAUAUUUAUAGACUGCAGUAAGACUGCUUUCACACUUGGCAUUUGUUUCCUCAAACACUAGUGUACGUUUUACGUGUAAUCCUAUGGAUACGUGGCUGCCUUUAAAAAGCAUGGCCCCUGCCAUUUUUUUUUUUUUGGUCACAGUGAAGCUUCCAAACAAUGCCAUGUGACAUCCAGUCAGGUCAGGAGUACGGGGGUAAGCGAGAUAAAUAAAAUAAAACAUGGAGGACAAAGUGCAGAUGAAAAAAUGAGUCUUGUUAGUGAGUGAAUGUGAGAUUUAUGACACGUUGGAUCAAAAAUAGUUUGUUGCCAAUGUAGGUGAAAAUAACAGCGUAUUUUUUGGGACAUUCACCGGUAUAUGAUAUGACGUCCAAUGUAACUGUGUUGCAUGCAGUCAAGUUACACAAACAGCUCAAAUUCUCUUGAAUUUCUGCCUCUGAAACUACAGACAAACAACCUGCUCAUCACCAGGGUUACACCAAUCUUUAUUUCAUCUGCAUUACUCGUAAUAAUACAGCUGAUCUAGAGAGCAAGCUUGGGCUUGUUAGUGAGAAAAUACUACCUAGACCUGGUGUCAUCAUGGUUACAGUGUGUUGCAUGAGUCACUUUUUUUCCAUAUCAGCACAAAAGGCACUGCAGCUGGUGUGAAAGCAGCCUUAGUCCUUUUAUGUCCUAAAAAAAAAGUGGGUGUGGUUUGAGGCUUGUAUUUACACAGAAUAUUUGUGCAAAGUGUAAAGAAGCAAAAGUCAGACAACCAAUAUGUCUUGAUAUUGAUCUUUUUUAUUAUUAUUAUUAUUAUUCCUUUAAAGCAGGUCCACAGCAUUUGUCCUGGCCAUUACAUAAGCAUGAUGCAAUAAAUAACCCACUCAUGAUGAAGCCACAGCAAUGCCUUUUCUCAUUCUAAUCUUUAAGCUGUUCAUCAGAUAAAGGUUGAUCGUUUAUUCGGUUUAGCCUUUAUCUGUAAUUAUAAAUUUGAGGUAUUGAGAUAUACUUUUGUUCAAUGUGCCUGUUGAUUCCAAAUAAAUUAUUUUGGUGUCAUAA